Naumovozyma dairenensis CBS 421 is the source of this 384-nucleotide messenger RNA. It is a transcript of the gene COX23, whose product is annotated as Cox23p. The record is from RefSeq and is a predicted model, not a curated record. The transcript has a single exon. Lineage: Eukaryota; Fungi; Ascomycota; Saccharomycetes; Saccharomycetales; Saccharomycetaceae. Bases 1 to 384 code for a protein of 127 amino acids.
AUGUCCACGACGUCGGAAGCAAAUAAGACCUCUGGAAAGGUAACACCGAUAACAUCGCAAACUGAAUCAAGAACGCCACCUCGAAAAGAGCAACAAAACACAACAAAAGAUACGGUAAAUUUCACACCAGAUGAGAAAGACACCUCUACGUUCAAAUACUAUCCAGACGACCCUGAAGAAGGAAUGAAUAAAUAUAAGUUUAUGAUGAAGGACACGAGCGAGUACUAUGAUCCAUGUCAAGAAUCAUCACAAAUGAGUUUCAAAUGUUUGGACCGAAAUAAUUUCGAUAGGGAUAAAUGCCAUGAAUAUUUUGAUGCAUAUAGAGAAUGUAAGAAACAAUGGCUUAUGGCAAGAAGGAAUAACAGAUCUCAAUGGCAGAAAUAA